Messenger RNA from Miscanthus lutarioriparius, 456 nucleotides. NCBI's taxonomy places the organism in Eukaryota, Viridiplantae, Streptophyta, Magnoliopsida, Poales, Poaceae. The record is from the annotation of a GenBank genome assembly.
AUGGAGAAGCCCCGGCAGGUGGUGCGGAAGUUGCCGGCUUGGCUGAAGCACGAGGGUGUCUGCACCGUCAUCUGCCGCAACAUCGGGAGAUUAGAUAGGAUAAUAAAUUUGCUUGUUCAAGAUCAAUCAGUGAGGGCAACUACUACGCCAUACGGAGAGAGCACCAGUGCUUCUGGUCUUUUGUAUGAGGCUAGGAACAGUAGCUUGAGAAGCCAGGCUUCAGAUGUAGGGGCAGCCGGGCAGGCUUGGUUCUUAAUUCUGAAAGUCUCAAAUAUGAAUAUAGCAAGUAUUGUUUGUGGAAGCGGCUCCGGCUUCUUGACCGUCUUCCUGCCUCCGCUAGGUGACCAGCUGCAGGAUCAGUCAAAGUGGGUAGUGUCUAGGACACUUCACAGUGGCUCUAUUGUGUUGCCGUGUAGCUUCAUUGGUAAUCUCAAUGACUGCAGAAUGCGCCGCUAA